Messenger RNA from Capsella rubella, 1797 nucleotides. Its product is annotated as UDP-glycosyltransferase 75B1. Lineage: Eukaryota; Viridiplantae; Streptophyta; Magnoliopsida; Brassicales; Brassicaceae. Gene Ontology annotation, molecular function: UDP-glycosyltransferase activity. The transcript has a single exon. The record is from RefSeq and is a predicted model, not a curated record. Bases 89 to 1477 code for a protein of 462 amino acids.
UCUAUAAGCAGACACAGAUUCUUGACAUCUUGUAUUGGACUCGCUUAAGAAAAGCAACUUAAAAGAAAAUAAAAAUAAAAAUAAAGCGAUGGCGCCACCGCAUUUUCUACUGGUAACGUUUCCGGCACAAGGUCACGUGAACCCAUCUCUCCAUUUUGCUCGUCGGCUUAUCAAGAAAACCGGCGCACGUGUUACUUUCGUCACUUGUCUCUCCUUCUUCCAACGCUCUAUGAUGUCAAACCACAACAACGUCGAAAAUCUCUCUUUCCUUACUUUCUCCGACGGUUUCGACGACGGAGGCAUUUCAACGUCAGAAGACAGUCAGAAGCGGUCGGUGAAUCUCAAGGUAAACGGUGAUAAGGCUCUAUCUGAUUUCAUCAAAGCUAGUCGGAAUGGUGACUCUCCGGUGACUUGCUUGAUCUACACGAUUCUUCUCAAUUGGGCUCCAAAAGUAGCACGUAGGUUUCAACUUCCUUGUGCUCUUCUCUGGAUCCAACCCGCUUUGGUUUUCGACAUCUACUACAAUUACUUCACGGGAAACAAGUCCGCUUUCGAGUUACCGAAUCUUUCUUCUCUGGAGGUCCGAGAUCUUCCUUCUUUCCUCACACCUUCCAACACACACAUAUCAGCAUACGCAGCGUUUCAAGAAAUGAUGGAGUUUCUCAAAGAAGAAACCAACCCAAAAGUUCUCAUCAACACUUUCGAUUCGCUGGAGCCAGAGGCCUUAACGGCUUACCCGCACAUCCAAAUGGUGGCAGUUGGUCCUUUACUUCCCACGGAGAUGUUCUCAGGAAGCACCAAGCAGCCAGUUAAAGAUCAAGGUACUAGUAGUGAUUAUACACUUUGGCUAGACUCGAAAACAGAGUCCUCUGUUAUUUACGUUUCUUUUGGAACAAUGGUUGAGCUGUCCAAGAAACAGAUAGAGGAGCUGGCGAGAGCACUCAUAGAAGGGAAACGACCGUUCUUGUGGGUUAUAACUGAGAAACCCAACAGACAAGCCAAAACAGAAGGUGAAGACGAGACAGAGGUUGAAAAGAUAGCUGGUUUCAGAGACGAGCUCGAAAAGGUUGGGAUGAUUGUGUCGUGGUGUUCGCAGGUAGAGGUUUUAAGACACCGAGCCGUAGGCUGUUUCGUGACUCAUUGUGGAUGGAACUCUACUCUGGAGAGUUUGGUUCUUGGCGUUCCGGUGGUGGCGUUUCCGAUGUGGUCAGAUCAGCCGACGAACGCAAAGCUUCUGGAUGAAUCAUGGAGGACGGGUGUGAGGGUAAGAGAGAACUCGGAAGGUGUAGUGGAAAGCGGAGAGAUAAGGAGGUGUUUGGAAGCAGUGAUGGAGGAGAAGUCAGAUGAACUGAGGGAGAACGCAGAGAAGUGGAAGCGUUUGGCGAUUGAAGCGGGUGGAGAAGGAGGCUCUUCGGAUAAGAACGUUGAGGCUUUUGUGGAGGAGAUUUGUAGAGGCUCUCCAAGCAGAGGAGGUUAAAGUAAAAGACAAAAGUUGGUAUCUAGAAGUGGCCAUAUACUGUAUUAUCGGGUAACACUUUGUAUAUCAAUUCAUUUAAACAUGUUUGACUGAAUCACUUUUGAGGCUUCUCCAAGCAAAGCUUGUUCGAUUCAACUACUCUGUACUGUACCUCCGUUCUUCUUCCGAUUAGGUAGGUCUCAGACGAACCAGUUUUCUGGUAUUGGGCCAUUUCCUUUUUUAUACUUGUUGGGCUUUCUUUCGGCCCUACUGUAAAUUUCUAUUAAGAAGAUAAUAAUAAUGAAAACAUAUUACACGAUAAUGCAAAUAUGACCUAGAAA